Messenger RNA from Sphenostylis stenocarpa, 450 nucleotides. The record is from the annotation of a GenBank genome assembly. NCBI's taxonomy places the organism in Eukaryota, Viridiplantae, Streptophyta, Magnoliopsida, Fabales, Fabaceae.
AUGGUCAGAGAACUUGUGAUCCUAGAGAUGCCUGAGAGGUUAUGGCGGACUGUAGCUGAGUGGCGUGUCACAUGGGGCCCAGUUCAUAUUCAGACUGGUGGGACCCAUGAAAGGGUGGAAAAUGGCUCUGAACCACAAAAGGGCGUUGGAACUGAGCAGGAAAGGGUUAUCAACAACAUAAAUUAUAGGCAUCUCAUCCUUAGACUUGAUGAUUUGCUUAGUGAGGUACAAGGUUGGAUUGAGUUUAAGUGCACAAAAGAUGAACUUGUUGAAGCCACUAGUUUGGUAAAUGAAGCAUUUGAAGCUAACCCUCUAGUAAAUGGUAGGGUUAAGGAGCUUGAGGCUAAGUGUGCCAAGUUUCAAAAGAAAGGUGUCUCUUGGAAGGAUUCAUGUCGACAAGCAAAGAAGAGUGAAACGAAUCUUAGGGAUAAUGUUAGAGAUCUUGAAUAA